CCUGACAGCAGACAUCACACCGCCCGUGAUGCUUGUGUGUCUGGCAUGCUCUGGCCUCUGGGUCCCCACAGGCCCUGGAGGGACAAGCUGCUGCUGAGCCGAGGAUCCGGUCGCCCCACAGAUGGCAGAGGGUGCUCCUGGGAGCAGACUUGUGGCCCAGCAGGCCCAGCAAGGCUGGGCACCCGCCCUAUUCUGUCGUGGCCACUGGCCUAACUCAGCUUUGGAGCAAGCUCCUUGGGCAGCGGCGGGCGGCAAACGGCCAGAGGAAGCUGCCCACAGUGGGUUCUGAGGCCGUGAGUGCCGUUCUCUCUGCGAGCGUCACCAGGCGAUGGCGUGACACUGGGAGCAGGGACUCUGAGGCCUGCAGGAUAAGACCGACACAGUGACUGGGACGCAGUGGUGUCGGCUGGCAGUGCGACUGGAGACCUGACUGCUGGGAGCACAAAAGGCUCAUCAGCUCCUAACUGAACCUGUAGUGGACACUCGGCACCUCUCCGGGAGAGGCCCACCCAGGACGGCUGAGGCCCGGGCAGCUGCUCCCACAGCCAGGGGAAGAAGGCACAAGAAGUGGAGGUCAGCAGGGCCGGGAAGGAGGCCCAGGAGCGCCCAUGAAGGUGACAUGAUAAAAGGAAAUACGAAGAAAAGCUGUCAUGGGGAAGGGACCUGGCGGCUUGGGAAGGAGGAGACUGCAGUCCCGCAGGGAGGGAGGCCCAGGGCCCUGCACGGUGACAGCAAGAUCAUGUUUUAUAUUCUCGUAAAGGCUGUUUACACCUUGGGCUACAGUGUCUCUCUGACCUCCCUCACAACAGGAAGCAUAAUUCUUUGCCUCUUCAGGAAGCUGCGUUGCACCCGGAACUACAUCCACCUGAACCUGUUCCUCUCCUUCAUCCUGCGCGCCGUGUCGGUGCUGGUCAAGGACGCCGUCCUGUACUCCAGCUCGGGAACCCGGCACUGCCCUGAUCAGCCAUCCUCCUGGGUCGGCUGCAAGCUGAGCCUGGUGUUCUUUCAGUACUGCACCAUGGCCAACUUCUUCUGGCUGCUGGUGGAGGGGCUGUACUUGCACACCUUGUUGGUGGCCAUGUUCUCGCCUGGCUGCCGCUUCCUGGCCUAUCUCCUGAUUGGAUGGGGCAUCCCCACUGUGUGCACGGCGGUGUGGACAGCGGCCAGACUCUCUUUAGAAGACACGGGCUGCUGGGAUACCAACGAGCACAGUGGUCCCUGGUGGAUUAUACGAACGCCAAUUCUAAUUUCUAUCCUAGUCAACUUUGUCCUUUUCAUUAGUAUUAUACGAAUUUUACUGCAGAAGCUGACGUCCCCAGAAGUCGGAGGCAAUGACCAGUCACAGUAUAAGAGGCUGACCAAGUCCACCCUGCUGCUCAUCCCGCUGUUCGGCGUCCACUACAUGGUGUUUGCCGUGCUUCCCAUCGGCGUCUCCUCCAAGUACCGGAUCCUGUUUGAGCUGUGUGGCGGAUCCUUCCAGGGCCUGGUGGUGGCCGUUUUCUACUGCUUUCUGAACAGUGAAGUGCAGACUGAGCUCAGACGGAAGUGGCAAAGCCGGUGCCCGAGUCAGCCCUCCGGCCACAGCCUGUCCAUCUCCAGGAACGGCUCGGAGAGCGCCCUGCACUCUCACCGCGGCUCCCGCACCCUGUCCUUCCUGCAGACGGAGACCUCGGUCAUCUAGGGUGCCCCCCACCCCCGCCCUCACCAUAUCCUGACCCCAGGAGCCCACUGGACAUCGGGAGCCAACCGAGGGGCACCACUCAGGAGUGCCCUGGGGUAAAUCUGGGCAACUCAGGACAGCGGGACUUUGCUUCUCCUAUCUGUGGAACCGGGGUUCCCUUGUAACUGACCGACUUCAGUGUAAUCAUUGUUAACCUCUGGCAUUUAGGUAAUUUUGUUCAUAACGUUUGGCUGUGUAGACGGACCCGUUUUCCAGGAGAAUAGGAGACACCUACAUGAGUGGCCCAGACGCGGGUCCAGCCUCCGAGGGGAUUCUAAGUCUGAUGCCUGUUCUGGGGGGGAGCUGGGCCCCUCCUGACAGGAGAAGCUGCUUGUCCUCUAAGUGACCCACGUCACUGCCCCCACCUGGCUCCUCGAGGGACAGCCCCCCCCCCGGUCUGAAGGACAUGUGCCUAGAAGCCCACUUAAGACUAACCCGAAAUGGCUCCUGCAAACCCCAGCGGACCCUCCCCUCCUGGCCGCCCUCACACCGCUGCCUCUCUCCGGGCUCCCCCUCCCUGUUUCCCCACCACAAUAGCUGGCCUGGCCCAAGAAAAAGUGCCCAGAAGAGCAUCAGGUGACAGCAGCAGGGAGCAGUGUGUCUCCCCUCACAUCUGUCACUCAGCGGGUGGCUGGACAGGGCCCAGCAGGUGUGUUGUGUUUAGGUUUGCAGGCGCCCCGUCACCAGGGCAACACGAAGGCAUUUUAUCUGGUGGGAACAGAAACCUAUUCUCUUUUGAAAGAAAAUAGUCUUAACGUUAUUUCUGUUUAAAUGUAGAAUUAUUUUAACAAAGUAUAAAUUGUACUGAGCGCAUCUGUCCAAUAUUGGCAAACCGCAGCCCUGGCUUCUGGUGCCGUGAUGUUUGCAGACUUGGGAGGUGGGUCUGGGACAGCUGAGGGGCAAGGACAGUAAGCCCCUUCCGUGUGCAGGGCCCGCAGCACCGACAGGCGCUCUGCCUAUGUCUGGGUCCAGUGCUGGUUCUCCCUGGGCACAGUGACAAUGACUGGGAUGGUGUGGGGUUGCACAGUGACUGUGUCCAGAACAUGGAACUGGGGUCCCCACUGAGAAGUCCUGCUGUAACUGAUCCAUGUGGCCAGCUGGACAGCCAGACCACGUCUCUCUGGGGCCAUUGGUUGUGCUUGGGCGUUAGAUGUGCAUGGGAUGCGAGUGGGGUCACUGAGGCUUCCCUCAGCUGGCAUCCACGGAGGCCCAAAGCACCAGGAACGGGCCACGUUACCCAGGAAGGGAAGGGAGUGCUAGGAAAUCGGUGUUUGGACAGUGAGCACAAGCGGGUGAUGAGAGUCCUCGGGUUGCUGUAAGACAUCAUCAUAAAUGUGUAAAUACCAAUAAAGUCUGAUUUCACAC
Molecule: messenger RNA, 3085 nt
Organism: Hipposideros armiger (great roundleaf bat)
Lineage: Eukaryota; Metazoa; Chordata; Mammalia; Chiroptera; Hipposideridae
Gene: VIPR2
Product: vasoactive intestinal peptide receptor 2
Exons: 10
Coding region: 620-1681 (353 amino acids)
Biological process (GO): cell surface receptor signaling pathway; adenylate cyclase-modulating G protein-coupled receptor signaling pathway
Cellular component (GO): plasma membrane
Molecular function (GO): vasoactive intestinal polypeptide receptor activity; peptide hormone binding; G protein-coupled peptide receptor activity
Source: RefSeq, a predicted model, not a curated record